Molecule: messenger RNA, 5127 nt
Organism: Xyrauchen texanus (razorback sucker)
Lineage: Eukaryota; Metazoa; Chordata; Actinopteri; Cypriniformes; Catostomidae
Product: serine palmitoyltransferase 2-like
Exons: 12
Coding region: 73-1752 (559 amino acids)
Biological process (GO): ceramide biosynthetic process; sphingosine biosynthetic process
Cellular component (GO): serine palmitoyltransferase complex
Molecular function (GO): pyridoxal phosphate binding; serine C-palmitoyltransferase activity
Source: RefSeq, a predicted model, not a curated record
CACUGAUCACCGACACGGUUCAUCGUUUUCGUCUUCAUGCAUCGGAUCGCAUGUGUUUGAUCUCAGAUAAUUAUGACUGAGAGCAAUAAGAAUGAGGAUAGCCAUGCAGCGAAUGGCGAGAAACCAGGAAGAAAUGGCAUGGUGAAGAAUCAUAAUAAUAAUUGUCAUCAUCGGUAUCAACAGCAGGACAAGAAGGUUUACCAUGCUGCAUGCAAUGGAGAACUAUACAGCAGGCCGUUCCUUGAGUCCUUUGAAGAAACUCCCUUGUUGGUUGCAGUACUCACGUACAUGGGUUACGGCAUCCUUACAAUCUUCGGAUAUCUGCGGGAUUUUAUGAGGGAGUGGAAAAUAGAAAAAUGCCACAUAGCCAGAGAAAGGGAGGAGCAAAAGGAAUUUGUUCCACUUUAUCAAGACUUUGAGAAUUUCUACACAAGGAAUUUAUACAUGAGGAUCCGGGACAAUUGGAACAGGCCCAUUUGCAGCGUUCCUGGAGCCAAGUUUGACCUUGUGGAGCGAAGUUCCAAUGAUUACAACUGGACCUUUGAAUACACUGGAGGAGUAGUGAAAGAUGUGAUAAACCUUGGCUCGUAUAAUUACCUGGGCUUUGCAGAGAACACCGGCUCUUGUGCCGCUGCUGCUGGAGAGGUGACCGUAAAAAUCGGGGUGGCUGUGGCCAGCACCAGGCAGGAAAUUGGUAACCUCGACAGGCAUGAAGAAUUGGAGAAGCAAGUAGCCUCAUUUCUGGGUGUGGAGUCAGCCAUGGCUUUCGGUAUGGGCUUUGCAACCAACUCCAUGAACAUUCCUGCAUUAGCUGGCAAGGGAUGUCUGAUUCUCAGUGAUGAGUUGAACCACGCCUCACUGGUUCUGGGUGCCCGGCUGUCCGGCUCUACCAUCCGGGUCUUUAAACACAACAAUAUGCAGAGCUUGGAAAAGUUGCUUAGAGAUGCAAUAGUUCAUGGCCAACCCAGAACACAUCGACCUUGGAAGAAAAUCCUCAUUCUUGUUGAAGGCAUCUUCAGUAUGGAGGGCUCCAUCGUGCGACUGCCAGAAGUUAUAGCCCUAAAAAAGAAGUACAAGGCCUAUCUGUACCUGGAUGAGGCUCACAGUAUCGGUGCAUUAGGGCCCAGUGGUAGAGGGGUGGUGGAGUAUUUUGGACUGGAUCCUAAGGAUGUCGACAUCAUGAUGGGCACUUUCACAAAGAGCUUCGGAGCUGCUGGUGGUUACAUUGGAGGCAGAAAGGAUUUGAUAGACUACCUGCGAACUCACUCUCACAGUGCAAUUUAUGCCACCUCAAUGUCGCCUCCUGUCGUGGAGCAAAUCAUCACUUCUAUGAAGUGCAUUAUGGGACAGGAUGGAACAACAAUAGGCCAUUCACGUAUCCAGUCAUUGGCUGAAAACACAGUAUAUUUCCGCAGGAGACUACGGGAGAUGGGAUUCAUCAUCUAUGGCAACAAUGACUCACCUGUAGUACCCAUGAUGCUCUAUAUGCCUGCCAAAAUCGGGGCGUUUGGGCGGGAGAUGUUGAAGAGAAACAUUGGGGUAGUGGUGGUGGGCUUUCCAGCCACCCCGAUCAUAGAAUCCAGAGCCCGCUUCUGUAUCUCUGCGGCCCACUCCAAGGAAAUGCUGGACAGGGCGCUGGAUGUGAUCAGCGAAGUAGGAGACCUGCUGCAGCUGAAGUAUUCACGGCAAAAAGUUCUUCCCUCCUUGGACUGGCCCUUUGACGAGACCACAUAUGAGGAGAAUGAAGAGUGACAUACAUCCUCUCUGAAACCAAAUGUGCACUGCUUAUCUUUGGUCCUUCAAAAGGAGGCAGUGAACCACUUAAUCAAUAACCUUUUUAUAAAAAAUUUAAAAAGUAAAGAAAAAAGAUAUAUAUCAUGUUUAUUUUAACACCUGAAGCUCUGAUCAACAACACAGGCAUGCUUUUAGAAGGAAAACGCUUACCUUUCUUUCUCCCCAGUUUCCUUUAGUUAAUUUGUCACUACAGUUUUGUUUGGACGUGAGGUUUGGGGUCUGUUCUUAAAGGGACAGUUCGCCCAAAAAUAAAAAUGUUGUCCUUUACCCACCCUCAUGUUGUUCCAAAACCUUAGGACUUUCUUCCAUGCAACACAAAAGGAGAUGUGAGGCAGAAUGUUAGACUCAAGCCCAAAGUAUUCUUCAGUUUUGACGCGAACACUUAGCACAACUAGCCUUCCAAAGUAUACUUCAUUUCAUUGUGCAAGCAUACACAUGCAUGCUACGACUGCUAUGAAAAACUGGAGUAUUUCUCUUCAGGAGUUUAGACCAUUAAAAAUGUCUUUAUAUUCCUUCAGACUCGAGUUAUACAAGUUGCAGGUGUCUCCUGACCUUGGCAUUCAUUUAGGGAAAUAAAUACAUCAAUUCCUCUCUUCCAGCUAGCUACAAAAGGCUUUGAGCUGCUUGUGUACUUGCAAAUGCAUAUGUCACCUUUAAAAAAAAAUUUGUGCAUAAAAAGCAUUGAGACAUUUUUUUUUCUAUUAAGUGAGAACAGACAGGUAGCUAACCCGUAUUCCCAAGGAUACUGGCCUAUGAGAGGAAUUACUGGUUCUUCUGAUUGCAUUGUCAGUACAUUCACUGUGUUACCUAAAUCAAACACAAAAAAACUCCACAACUUGGCUGCAUAGAUUUUGUUAUUUCCACAGGUUUUGACUUGAGGCCAGCACCGCUGUCUUACUGCAAUCUGGCUAUCGUUUUUCUUAUGUUACCAGUGUAUUUAUUUUUCAUCUAGAUAUAAAUCGCAGAGGGCAAUGUUGGUUAUGUCUGAGAAACAUCUUGUGCAUAUUUAUCAAAUUUUCACCUCGAAGAAAACUUGGAUGAUGAUUGUAUGCAUUGUGUCCAAUGUUAUGCACAUUUGUCAGCAGGGUGCUGGUUGUUAUACAGGAAUCCUUGUUUGUAGAAAUUACAAAGAACAUUGUUGCGUGCUUGUUUGCACAUUUCUUCAGCGAUAUGCAAAUAUUUUUUAAUGGAGACGCUGUUCAUAAGUGCAAUGCCAUGGAUAACUAAUAAGAUCUAUGAACUAGAGGGUUUUGCAAAUGUCUUUUUGCAAAGUUAUGUAUUGCUUUGUAGUUCUAUAAGCUUUGGCUUUCAAUGUUGUUUUUGUAAUGUUGAAGUUUGUAAUGAUAUAAUUUCGAAGGGCUUUAAAAAUAACCAAAGUAAUUUCAUCUUCAUUUAUAUGUCAGGCUCAAUGUUCACUUUUGUGUAUUCUUGUGUAUGUUUCUUUAAUGUACAUAUUUAUUUAUUAUUCAUGGUUUGUAUGAUUUAUAUUUUUGGGAGAAGUGUACUUUAAUCAUCAAUGGCAGCUCCACGUAUCUUAUGCACAUGCAUGGUGUGCAUGCUCACAGUGCAAAUACUACUGAUGAGUCAUUUUUUAUCAUUUUAUUAUUCCCUAGAAAGCAAAUGUGAUAUAAUCGCCCAAUCUGCUGGUAAUUAAGCUUUAAAGGUGCUGAACUGUGCCCACUAUGAUGUUUUGUCGCUUCUGUUGCUUUACAUAAAUUGGGCCAGGGGGUACAUUUGCCUUUUAUUUCAUUUAUCAAAACCCAUUUACAACAUCAGAAUCCAGAUAUGUUCAUUUAUAUUUUAAUGUUAUUUAUGUUUUGUUUUUUGUUCCUGUAAAUCAAAUGCAAGGGAACCAACACUUACAAUAUAGUGACCUACAAAGUCAAAGGGAGAGAGAAGAUCUUUUAAUAAACCAAAGGAUGGAAAUAAUCAGAUAUUUUCUUAAUAAUAUAAAGAUUCAUAUAUGUAACAUACGAUAUAAGAAAGUAAAGACUGAUCCAGUUAAUGGCAAGACUUUGAUGUUCAGAUAAACAUCUGCUCUACACUCAUUGUAUAUAUUCUGAUAUAACUUGGUUUUUGCUGCCUGCAGUGCAUACUUUUCUCUCUUUUUGAAUGGAAGUACACUGUGGGCUUCAUAUUAAUUCAGGAACUGUUACACCCUUCUAAGUAAAUUAAAAUAACAUUUUAAUUCAAGUCCUCUGUUUGCAUUUUUCACUUCACAUUUUUUUCACAUUUCCACACUCUCCUGAAUUACUUCAAAAUGUAAUUAUAUUGUGAAUACUUAAUUACAAAUGUUAUACUUUUGAAUGAUUACCUUUAUGGUGUUCAUGGAAGUGAUUUCAAGACCAGAGUAAUAGAAACAUGCAUGUUAAGCUUAAAUUAAUUAAUUGUCAGAACAACUUUUAUUUCAUUUUACUCCCCAACUCUCCAAAACCAGUUUACAUAACAUUGAGAAAGCAAUGUGAUCUUAUGAAACCAUCAAAAUGAGAAGGCUUACACCUUUUAAAGGGAAAGUUCACCCCAAAAUGAAAAUACUUCCCUCAUGCCAUCCCAGAUGUGUAUGACUUUCUUCUGCAGAACACAGUUGUUCAUAAGAUUCCAGUGGUUAAAUCUAUGUCUCCAGAAGUAAUAUGAUAGGUUUGGGUGAUUAACAGAUCAAUAUUUAAGUGCAUUUUUGCUAGAAAAUCUCCUCCAUGCCCAGUAGGAUGCAUAUGCAGGAAGAAUGUGAAUCACCAAAAACACAAGAAGAAGAAUGAGUAAGUUAAAGUGGAGAUUGACUGAGCAGGGAGAAGAUUUUACUGUAAAAAUGUGCUAAAAUAUUGAUCCGUUUCUCACCCACACCUAUCUUAUAGAUUCUGAAGACAUUGCUUUAACCACUGAAGUCAUAUGGAUUACUUUUAUGUGAUUUUUGGAGCUUCAAAAGUUUGGCACCCAUUCACUUGCAUUGUAUGGACCAAAAAGAUGUGAAAUUCUUCUAAAAAUGUUCCUUUGUGUUUUGCUGAAAAAAUAAAAAAGACACACAUUCAAGGUGUGCAAAUGAGAGAAUUUUCAUAUUCGGAUGAACUAUUCCUUUAACACACAGAACAUUGUUACCAUACAAGCCAUUAACUCGACAUAUGAGACCGUAAAUGCCAACGUUUUACAUAUUAAAGUAAACAUCCUGGACUUGUUUGUUAUAACAAAUGUUAGGGGUUGUGAUAUUAUAUACUGUAUCUAUUUUAUGACACAUGAAUAUCAUCAUCAAAUAUUGUUAUAAUAUAAUUCAUAAUAUACUGUAAAUGUUUCAAAAUAAAAACUCUAAUAUGUUAAUAUAUAGGCCUACAUUAAAUUAAU